AUGUCUUCACUUGAUGACGACCCAAUUGUGGAAGAUAUUUUCGUUCCGCAAUCUCUUCUGAAUGCAGUAUCAAGAAGGGAGGACACGGCUGAAGGGACCCAUAGGGCUACUUCUCCUUGUUACCAUCCUAGCAGCCAAGCUGAGGAGAUUCACAUUCAGAAAAGAAACCAGCGUACAAUAAGUUGGGCAACUAAGGUAUCGGACAAACGGGAAGCUCCACAGCGCGCAGCAAGUUAUUCAUCGGUCUUGGAGGAGGGAAGGAAGCAAUUGCAUCGAGACCAAGGUCCAAGUGUUCCUCCACAUGUUCGGGGUAUAACUUCUAGUCUUAACCUCAGCUCGAGUGAUUCAAUAAAUCCGCCGCAGUUUCUGGAACAUGAUCCCUUUUCAGACAGCAGUGUACGAGAGCCACUGAUAGGACAAAACAGCCGGUCGCCUUUGCCCAUACCGCGACCGGGCAAUGUCACUAGAAUGACACUGGGUGACAGCGUGAGGAGCGUGUACAACAGGGCAACACUCGUCAAAAUUAAACACCAACGCAAGUAUUGGAUCCGGCUGUUGAUCGAAUAUGCGGCAUAUAUCAUCGGUGUUGUUUUUGUAUACUUCGUUCUGGUCGGAUUGCCCUUGUGGAAAGGUGCUGUAUACUGGCUCUAUUGGGUGAUGCAACAUAAGUUUGUAUUCUCCGGUGGCUGGGCGAUCUUUAUUUUUCUGCUUAUAUUCUAUUCGUUUGCGCCGCUUCUUAUCACCUUUGAGAAUGACUUCCCAGGGCCAGAUUAUUAUCAACAACGCCGUAUUGGCCCAACUGCGCCAAACACGGCUCUUCUGAUCCCAUGCUAUAGGGCUGGCCCCAUCAUUGGUCGGACUCUCGAGGCUGCGUUGAAAAUCUUUCCAGCCUCACAGAUCUAUGUGAUUGCCAAUGGUGACUCGCCCACUCCUAUAGACGAUACCGAGGAGGUAUGCCGAGUCCACGGCGUCAAUCAUAUCUGGUGUCCCGUUGGCUCCAAAAUAGUUGCGAUUUUCAUCGGCUGUCAUGCAGUCAAAUCCUUUCGCCACGUCCUGCUCAUCGAUGAUGAUUGUCUCCUACCCCCGCAUUUCCCUGUGGCCGUUUCUCGGUUAAACCAGCAAGUCCGCUGCAUUGGGUACACAAUCAAAUCCGUUGGCUCCGACUCUCGACUAGGCUCAUAUUGUCAACAGGCACAGGACCUCGAAUACAAACUAGCUGGCUUACAGCGCAGUUUCGCCGGACGCAUUGGCAGCGCGACCUUCCCCCAUGGAGCUAUAUCCUUAUGGGAAAGAGGGUUCUUGAAGGAGACUCUCCAGCACCAUCCAGGUUUCUCCAUUAGUGAGGAUUGGUUCAUGGGAAACAGUUGCCGGCGGCUUGGGGGAAGGAUUCAAAUGUGCAGUGCUGUCUUUGUCGAGACUACAACGCCGGCUGCUCUCUUCUUCGUUGAUCGGGGCUCAAGUAGAGGCGGCUUCGGCGAAACAACCGUUUUCAAGCAGAGAUUUCUGCGGUGGAAUUUCUUUGUGGCAAAUGGGAUAUGGUAUAAUCUAUUGUACCUUGUUAGGUCUUGGAGGUUGGGUAGUGUUGAGCAGGUCUACGAGACCCUGCUGUAUGUGUUCACUCCGUUCAUAUUCCCCAUUGCCUUCAUUGUCCGUCCCGCGUUCUGUGUUGCCAUCUUGGGGGCAACUCUGGCUUUGUACUUGAUCAAUGUCAUUAUCUUCAACGCGAUUCAUCUGCGUCAGAAGGACGAACGGGUCGGUUGGAACGUUGUUCUCUGGUACUAUGUAGUCGCCGACGACGCGGCAAAUUAG
Aspergillus pseudotamarii is the source of this 1809-nucleotide messenger RNA. RefSeq names its product glycosyltransferase family 2 protein. The transcript has 4 exons. Lineage: Eukaryota; Fungi; Ascomycota; Eurotiomycetes; Eurotiales; Aspergillaceae. The record is from RefSeq and is a predicted model, not a curated record. The coding region runs from base 1 to 1809 and encodes 602 amino acids.